This is a messenger RNA of Porites evermanni, 1259 nucleotides long. The record is from the annotation of a GenBank genome assembly. Lineage: Eukaryota; Metazoa; Cnidaria; Anthozoa; Scleractinia; Poritidae.
AUGGACCUACUAAGAGCCUGUGAACUUAACUGGUUUCUUUUUGUUGAAGUUAUUGAACAGAAGUUAAGCGGCCACACCAAAGCUGCCAUAGAUCAGAUCCUCUUAGACUUCAGUGGCCAAAUCCAGUUGCUAAAGUUGAAUAAAAGGGAAGAGUCUAUUAUAGAACAGAGCAGACAGGCAUAUCUUCUUUCAGAAAGACUACAAGGAAACCAGUCAGAUGUGGAUGAUGAUGCCAUCGGAUCUGAAACUGAAGAAAGUGGUGCAGAUUGGGGAAACAUUCAUGAUCCCCUACAACCUGAAGCACGGGACAUUAUUUCCCAAAAGGUAAAGCAGUUAAAAAGAAAUGAAAGACGAAAAGCAGCCCAGAGGAUAGCAGAAGCUAGGUUUCUGAAACGAAAGACAGGGAAAAAUGUUGUAAACAAUUCUCAGAGUGCCCAGAUAUUGGUUCCACCAUUAGAAUUAUGUGAAGAGUGCUGGAGUAGGAGCUGACAGCUGGAGAAGAACUGGGAUUCUUACAUUUGAUGGAAAUCGGAAAGUUGAAAAAAAAGCAACUUUCAGUAGAAUAAAAGAGCUUUUGGAACGAGUUUACCGAAGAAAGUUUGGAUAUGGGACUGUGGUGCAACUUUGUGUUGCAAGAAAUAAAAGACGGUUGUCUGCCAGUCGGUAUAAAGGCCUUGCAAAGGUCACAUGCCGCCAAGCCCGAAAAGGCUUUACAAUACGAUAUAAUCCAGAUAAGCAUUGGUCAUCUGCCCUCUACAGGGCCCUUGAUGCUUUGCAGCUCAAAGACGGCACAGAUAUCAUCAACAUAAAUCGAGAUGACCAGGCUGGGUUUUGGUUAGAUACCUUAGCCACCCACAACAAGCAAGCAACAUCGUGCAUACAGGAUAGUGUUCCACUCACCACCAAGACAGACUAUGUGAACAAAUACCCGUCAACACUUCAAACGACUUCAUACAACUUUUCCAGCACAGGCACAAAGGCAGAGAUAUGUGCUGGCUUUGUUAAGGCCAUCCCACUUCAUCAGAAGAAUCCCGCACAACAUGCACAUGAUUUGAAUGUGAUUGAGACAUAUUCAAAGUCGAGCCAGCAUUUUUCAACCAUAUUACCUGAGAAAGAGUAAGGUUUGUGUUAGAGUGGAAGGAGGGCAUGAUGAAGGGCCGUCACACAAGGAGGUUCAAUUUUGGUGGACUAACUACCACCUCGAAAAGUCAUCUAAAGUGCUCAUAGUAACCACUAGAGAUAGUGGCUCCAGCAAUUGA